Molecule: messenger RNA, 2253 nt
Organism: Ailuropoda melanoleuca (giant panda)
Lineage: Eukaryota; Metazoa; Chordata; Mammalia; Carnivora; Ursidae
Gene: ALDH9A1
Product: aldehyde dehydrogenase 9 family member A1
Molecular function (GO): oxidoreductase activity, acting on the aldehyde or oxo group of donors, NAD or NADP as acceptor
Source: RefSeq, a predicted model, not a curated record
UUCUCUUAUCCCUACGGCCCCGCCCCUCCUGGCCGCCCCGAACCUCUGCUCCCCCGCUGCAUCGGUUCCCCAUGUUUCUCCGAGCCCGCCUGGCAACGCGCACUCCGUUUCUCCGCACCCUUCGGCCUGCUCCUCUUGCGGCCAUGAGCACUGGCACUUUCGUUGUGUCGCAGCCGCUCAAUUACCGCGGCGGGGCCCGCGUGAAUCCGGCGGACGCCUCCGGCACCGAGAAGGCGUUCGAGCCGGCAACCGGCCGAGUCAUAGCUACUUUCCCUUGCUCUGGAGAAAAGGAAGUAAAUUUGGCUGUCCAGGAUGCAAAGGCUGCCUUUAAAAUAUGGAGUCAGAAAUCUGGCAUGGAGCGCUGUCGAAUUCUUUUGGAGGCUGCCAGGAUCAUAAGGGAACGGAAGGAUGAAAUCGCCACCACGGAGACCAUCAACAAUGGCAAGUCCAUCUUCGAGGCCCGCUGGGACAUUGACACUUCGUGGCAGUGCCUGGAGUACUACGCGGGCUUGGCUGGGUCCAUGGCAGGCGAACACAUCCAGCUCCCAGGCGGCUCCUUCGGUUACACCAGAAGAGAAGCGCUCGGGGUAUGCGUGGGGAUAGGCGCGUGGAACUACCCCUUCCAGAUCGCCUGUUGGAAGUCGGCCCCAGCGUUAGCGUGUGGUAACGCCAUGGUCUUUAAGCCAUCUCCCUUCACGCCGGUGUCCGUGCUGCUGCUGGCUGAGAUCUACACGGAGGCCGGCGUGCCCCCUGGGCUCUUCAAUGUGGUGCAAGGAGGGGCUGCCACGGGCCAGUUUCUGUGUCAGCAUCCUGACGUGGCCAAAGUCUCCUUCACUGGGAGUGUGCCCACUGGCUCGAAGAUCAUGGAGAUGUCAGCUAAAGGAAUCAAACCCGUUACCUUGGAACUGGGAGGCAAAUCUCCCCUGGUCAUCUUCUCCGACUGUGAUAUGGAGAAUGCUGUGAAGGGGGCGCUGAUGGCCAACUUCCUCACGCAAGGCGAGGUUUGUUGUAAUGGCACAAGAGUGUUUGUGCAAAAGGAAAUUCUUGAUGAAUUUACAAGGGAAGUGGUGAAACGGACCCAAAAGAUAAAAAUCGGAGAUCCCCUUCUGGAAGAUACAAGGAUGGGUCCCCUCAUCAACCGCCCGCACCUGGAGCGAGUCCUUGGGUUUGUUAAGCUGGCGAAGGAGCAGGGUGCUAAAGUGCUGUGUGGUGGAGACGUAUAUGUACCCGAAGAUCCCAGAUUGCAGGAUGGAUAUUACAUGAGACCUUGUGUAUUGACUAAUUGCAGAGACGACAUGACCUGCGUGAAAGAAGAGAUCUUUGGGCCAGUUAUGUCCAUUUUACCAUUUGACACUGAAGCGGAGGUUCUGGAAAGAGCCAAUGAUACCACUUUUGGCUUAGCGGCUGGUGUUUUUACCAGGGACAUCCAGCGCGCGCACAGAGUGGUGGCCGCGCUGCAGGCCGGGAUGUGUUUCAUCAACAACUACAACGUCAGCCCGGUGGAGCUGCCCUUCGGCGGGUAUAAGAAGUCAGGGUUCGGCAGAGAGAAUGGCCGCGUGACGAUCGAGUACUAUUCACAGCUGAAAACUGUGUGUGUGGAGAUGGGGGAUGUGGAAUCUGCUUUUUGAGAAUGUGCGGCAUGGCCAGGUGUGGAGCGAGGACUGCGUCGCGGGGGAGGCUGUGCAGCGGCCGUCCUUUCCAAUCCCGGAACUGUGUCUUUAAGGAUAAGAGAAAGGCUCAGUGUUCUUCAUGUCUCAGUCCCCUUCCUCAUUGAAAAUGUGCCCAAGUGCCUUUUAGCUACUAAUCAAGAAAGUUGUGAUUGCGCUCUAAGCAGACGUCUGUGAAAUCUGUAAUACCCUUCUGGAGAACAGGGAGCGGGACCGGGAUUUUGCUUCUUCCACAGGUCUGACCCGCUGACAAUGCCCAGUCUCUGGCCUGCUUCAAAGAACUGGUUCCUGGUUAGGUUCCUGGUGGGAUCGGUAGAGACGUUUUUCUGCUCAUGGACAUUUUUAAGCUCUGAGCCCUUGUCAUUCCAUUGAGAAAGCCGACGGUCGGGAUCGAGAUGACAGGGUCACAUUCUGCGUGAUGGUUACCUUGCCAGAGGAGGCCUUUUGUUUCCCCUCGGCGCUGGUGGAGAAGAUGGGUCUCCAGCCCUUGCACGACAGACAGCCUGCUCGCUUUUUAAAUACACAGACCAGCCAUAUGCUACGGCAGCACACCGAAAUGAAAUAAAUCACACUGUUAACCCUUUCA